AUGGCCGGCCAAGCGGCAGGGACCCGCACCUCGAGGCGCUCAUCAGCCGGGCGCUGCCCACCAUCCACCGCUGCAUCCUCUUCGACUCCGACGGCGGCGGCGUCGACUUCCUCAGCGGCGUCCCCGGCGAGCAUCUCGGGUCCCACCGAUCGUGCCAGGGACCCUCAUCUCGACGCGCUCAUCAGCAGCGCGCUCUCCACCAUCCACCGCGCCCUUCCAUCCCCGUCUGUCUCUGUCGGCGGCCGCCUCUGCGCCCUCCCCGACGCACCCGACGGCGGUGGCCCCGACCGCCUCAGCUGCCUCCCCGACGCGCUCCUCCGCGACAUCAUCUCGCGCCUCCCCGUCAAGGACGCCGUGCGCACCGCCGCGCUGUCCCACCGCUGGCGCCCAGUCUGGCUCUCCGCCCCUCUCGUCCUCUACGACGCCCACCUCCUCCCGGCGCCCACGGACGACAUCCCGAGCCGCGUCAAGCGCGCCGACUCCGACGCCGCCGCUGCCGCCGUCUCCGUCAUCCUCGCCGCGCACGGCGGCCCGCUCCGCUGCGCCUACCUCGCCUGCGGCAACAUGGACGGAGACCGCGCCCGCGUCGCGCGGUGGCUCCAGCUCCUCGCUGUCAAGGGCGUCGAGGAGCUCCUCCUCAUCAACCGCCCGCCGCUGCAGAUCGACAAGCACCUCCCCGCCACGCUCUUCAGCAUGGCGGCGCUGACGCGGCUCUACCUCUGCUUCCUGAGGUUCCCCGCGACGGCCGGCCUCCCGCGCGGCGCCGCGUUCCCCCGCCUCCGCGAGCUCGGCCUCUGCAGCGUCGCCAUGGAAGGCCACGCCGACAUGGACUUCAUCCUCGCCAGGAGCCCCGAGCUGGAGAACCUCUGCUUCGAGGGUCACAUGUUCCCGCCGCUGGGCCUCCGCCUCGCCGGCCGCAGCCUCCGGUGCGUGCAGAUCCACUACUCCAAGGUGAAGAGCAUCGCCGUCGUCGACGCCCCGCGCCUCGCGCGGCUCAUCGUCAUGAACUCGCCCCUCAAGGCUGGGGGCUCGUGCACCAUCAAGAUCGGCAACGCGCCGUCGCUGCAUCUGUUUGGGUACUUCGAUCCAGUUAGCCACGUGUUACAGGUCGGCAGCACCGACAUCAAGGCUGGGACAUUGGUUGAUGCAAGGGCCAUGGUCCCGGCUGUCAAGAUCCUGGCCUUGAAAUUUCACUUCCGGGUCCGGAAUGAUGCCAAGAUGCUGCCCAGCUUCCUCAGAUGCUUCCCCAACGUCGAGAGGCUGUAUAUUCAUUCCGAGAAAGUGAACGAACCCACGGGCAAGCUCAACUUCAAGUUCUGGCAGGAGGCCGGCGGCAUCCAGUGCGUGGAGUCGCGCGUCAAGCAGCUGGUGUUCCAUGAUUUCCGGGGGGAGAACAGCGAGCUGGCCUUCCUCAAGUUCUUGGUCGAGAGCGCGCGCGUGCUGGAGAAGCUCGUGAUCGUGUGCGCCGAUGGGUGUUUCGGUUCUGUGGACGAGGCCAAUUCGAAGGUGAAGAAGAACCUGUUCGCUGGGAAAAAGGGCGCCGGAGGCUGCGCGCUGCUGGUACUGGAGGGUGCCAAGGAGAAAGAAGGGGCACCUUGGCCCUACGAUAGAGGCUUCGACUUCUCUCGUGUCGACCCGUUUGAGUUCGUCGUGCCAACUUAA
Messenger RNA from Setaria italica (foxtail millet), 1662 nucleotides. RefSeq names its product probable FBD-associated F-box protein At1g32375. Lineage: Eukaryota; Viridiplantae; Streptophyta; Magnoliopsida; Poales; Poaceae. Gene Ontology annotation, molecular function: protein binding. The coding region runs from base 1 to 1662 and encodes 553 amino acids. The record is from RefSeq and is a predicted model, not a curated record. The transcript has 3 exons.